GUCGUGGAGGCACAGCAGUGGAACUGGCCUUGAGUGGGACAUUUUUGUCGUUCCCAAGGCCCUUCGUUCCCUGGCAUUGGUCCGAGGCCGCCGAAGUGCGGCGAGAAUACGAAGGAAGGGCCCUGGGCUACCUACUGGUGAAAUACGACCCUCUCCUAAUUUACGCACUCUGUUUCACUGGGAACAAAUGGACCCACCCGCCUUUUCACUCAAUGCGGCAGUGGCAUCUGAGAACGUUUAGAGCAAGCAUCUUAGCGGAAAGAUAAGGCCAGUAGAUUACACCAUGAGCAAGGAAACUUUUGUGCCACGCAAACCAGACACAGAAGAUGGGGUGUACUUCGACGACCCGUCGCUGCCCGAGGGCUGGACCCGCAAGUGCGUGCAGCGCUCCUCCGGUGUCUCGGCCGGCAAGUGGGACGUCUACGUGUACAAUCCAAUGGGCAAGAAGUUCCGCUCGCAGAACGAGGUGCGCCACUACCUGGAGACGAUCGGCAGUGACCUGGACCCCGAGCUCUUCUGCUUCAACGCCCACAUGCAGGUCGGCAUGGCGUAUAAGCGGCGCGGUGCGACCACGCCGCGGCCGGCGGCUCACGCCCACUCGCACAGCGCGCGCAUCGCCAAGGCCAUCAAGCGCGCGCGUGGCCUGCCCCGCAAGCCGAAGUCCGCCUCUGUGACCACCGACGACGUGAACCAGAAGAUUAAGCUCAAGUUCAGCUUCGCGCGGCGGCGUCUGCUGGCGGCCGGUGGGCGCGUGCAGGUGUCGCUGUCCGGCCGCCGCCGCUGGGUGCCGCCCCGCUCGCCCUACAAGCUGAUGCAGGAGACCUACUACCACGACCCCUGGAAGCUGCUUAUCGGCACCAUCUUCCUCAACAAGACGGCCGGUCGGCAGGCGCUGCCGAUGCUGGAGACGUUCUUCGAGCGGUGGCCGGAUGCGAGGGCGGCGCGCGACGCCGACGAGGCCGACGUCAUGGAGUUGCUGCGGCCUCUGGGGCUGGCCGAGCGGCGCACGCAGUGCAUCGUCCGGUUCUCAGACGAGUUCGUCUCCAAGACCUGGAAAUACCCGAACGAGCUGUACGGCAUCGGUCGCUAUGGCAAUGACUCGUACCGCAUCUUCUGCCUCGGCGAGUGGAAGCAGGUGCGACCGCAAGACCACAUGCUGAAUCUGUACCACAACUGGCUGUGGACCAACCACAAGGCGCUGGGUCUGGUUUGAGCUGCCGCGCCUGGGUCUGGUUUGAGCUGGGGCGCCGUCGGACCGCCGCCAUACCAAGCGCUCAGUGAUGGCGACCGUUUGUGUAUAUGGGGUUUUAACGGCCGCAUGCCAGCCGGGUGUGCCAACCACUGCCCUCCGUGUCAUCUGAAAA
This is a messenger RNA of Pollicipes pollicipes, 1364 nucleotides long. RefSeq lists its product as uncharacterized. Lineage: Eukaryota; Metazoa; Arthropoda; Thecostraca; Pollicipedomorpha; Pollicipedidae. Gene Ontology annotation, biological process: DNA repair. The coding region runs from base 284 to 1213 and encodes 309 amino acids. The transcript has 7 exons. The record is from RefSeq and is a predicted model, not a curated record. Gene Ontology annotation, molecular function: DNA binding; catalytic activity. Gene Ontology annotation, cellular component: nucleus.